Messenger RNA from Rosa chinensis, 2655 nucleotides. Its product is annotated as pentatricopeptide repeat-containing protein At5g02830, chloroplastic. Gene Ontology annotation, molecular function: protein binding. Lineage: Eukaryota; Viridiplantae; Streptophyta; Magnoliopsida; Rosales; Rosaceae. The coding region runs from base 97 to 2553 and encodes 818 amino acids. The record is from RefSeq and is a predicted model, not a curated record. The transcript has 13 exons.
AUAAAACCCCAUUCCCCUCCUAUAUCCCACCAGAAAAUAAUUCUAAUUAUUAUUUAAAAAAGAAAAGAAAAAAAGGUUUCUCCGGUAGCCCAAGGAAUGAGAGUGUUGGUCAUCCUUGGCUACACUAGCUCUUCAAUCUCCACUCCCCCAAAUCCCAAUGGCAACCGCUCCACCAAACCCUACAAGCCCCCAAUCCCCAAGCUAUCCCCUUCCAAAUCCUCCCCUCCAAUCUCCACCCUCCAUUCCCGGCCGCCGCCUCUCUUCGCCGGCCGCUGGGACCCCCACAACACCCACCUCUCCUACUUCGCCGACCUCGCCUCCAAGCUCGCCCGCGACGGCAAGCUCGACGACUUCGCCAUGAUCGCCGAGAGCGUCGUCCUCUCCGGCGUCAAGCCCUCGCAGUUCGCCGCCGCGCUCAAGGUCGACAUGGUCGCCAGGGGCAUUUCCGGGUUUUUGAAGGAGGGGAAGGUCAGGCGCGUCGUGGAGGUGUUGACCAAAGUUGACGAGCUUGGGGUUCGGCCGCUGGAGCUGUUUGAUGGCUACGCUAUGGAGUUGCUGGGAGGACAUUGUCACCGCCUUUUGAAAUUCAAGCAAGUUCAGGAACUUGUUGAGCUUAUGGAGGUUCUUUCAGGUUUGCAUUUCCCAAUCAAAGAACUGGUGGAGCCAUCUGAAGUCAUCAAAACAUGUGUCGAUAAACGUAGCCCGAAAUUGGCCAUAAGGUAUGCUUGUAUUUUUCCACAUGCGCAUAUCUUAUUCUGUAACAUUAUGAAUGAGUUUGGAAAGAGGAGGGCAUUGGCGUCUGCUUUGACAGCAUAUGAAGCAUCAAAGCAAAAAUUGAGUGGUUCUAAUAUGUACAUCUACCGCACAAUAAUUGACGUCUGUGGUGUCUGCAAAGACUACAUGAAAUCUAGGUACAUUUAUGAGGACUUGCUUAAACAGAAGGUCAUUCCGAAUAUAUAUGUUUUCAACAGUCUGAUGAAUGUGAACUCACAUGAUCUGAGCUACACAUUUCAUGUAUACAAGAGUAUGCAGAAUCUUGGUGUCAAAGCAGAUUUGGCAUGUUACAAUAUUCUUUUGAAGGCAUGCUGUCUCGCUGGAAGAGUUGAUCUGGCACAAGAUAUUUAUAGGGAAGUACAGCAUUUGGAAUCGACAGGAGUGUUGAAAUUGGAUGUCUUCACUUACAGCACUAUUGUAAAGGUCUUUUCAGAUGCAAAAAUGUGGCACAUGGCUUUAAAUGUCAAAGAAGAUAUGGUAGCAGCAGGUGUUAUGCCAAAUACAAUUACAUGGUCAUCAUUGAUCAGUGCCUGUGCAAAUGCAGGUCUUGUGGAUAAGGCAAUUCAAUUGUUUGAAGAGAUGCUCUUGGCCGGCUGUGAACCUAAUUCACAGUGCUUUAACAUCCUUCUGCAUGCUUGUGUUGAGGCUUGCCAGUAUGACAGGGCUUUUCGCCUUUUCCAUUCUUUUAAGAGUAAUAAGGUCCAGGAGACUUUUGGCAAAAACUACAAAGGGCGUUCUUUUAAACCCACAACUACAACAUACAAUACUUUGAUGAAGGCCUGUGGGUCUGACUACUACCAUGCAAGAGCACUGAUGGAUGAGAUGAAAACAGUAGGUCUUUUUCCUAAUCAAAUAACAUGGUCGAUUUUGGCUGAUAUAUGUGGAAGCUCGGGGAAUGUUGAGGGUGCCUUGCAGAUCUUGAAAAGUAUGCGUGUAGCUGGGAUCCAACCUGAUGUUGUUGCCUAUACAACAGCCAUCAAGAUCUGCGUGGAAAGUGAAAAUUUGGACUUAGCAUUGUCACUGUUUGCAGAAAUGAAAAAAUAUCAGAUACACCCAAAUUUGGUGACAUAUAAUACACUUUUAAGGGCUCGUAGCAGAUAUGGUUCUGUAAGUGAAGUACAACAAUGCCUGGCUAUAUAUCAGGACAUGCGGAAAGCAGGUUACAAGCCCAAUGAUUAUUACCUUGAGCAACUAAUUGAGGAAUGGUGUGAAGGAGUUAUACAAGACAGCAGCCCGAAACAAGGUGAGUUCAGUUACUGGGACAAAGCUGGCAUUGGGAGACCUGGAAGUGUGCUUCUUGAAAAAGUUGCAGAACACUUACAACAGCAUAUUGCUGACACUUUAGCAGUUGACCUUCAAGGACUUACAAAGGUUGAAGCUCGGAUAGUUGUUCUUGCAGUUCUGCGAAUGAUCAAAGAGAACUAUACCUUAGGAGAUUCGGUAAAAGAUGACAUGUUGAUCAUGGUAGGAGUCCAUGAUGAGGUUGAUGGAGGCUCAACAGCUCACAAUUUAGAGGUCAUAGAUGCAAUAACCAAGCUUCUACAGGAUGAAUUGGGGCUCAAGGUUCUUUCAACAGUACCUAAAGUUGCACUUGAUACUACAAUAGUAUCCGAGAACAAUAUAGAUUCAGAUCAAACUUUGGAAGAAAAGCCAGUAAGGAAUGAAUUACACUCAGAGUUGAUUUAUUCCACUAGAAGACCCGUGGUUCUGGAAAGGCUAAACGUAUCCAGGAAAUCAUUGCAACAAUGGCUGCGAAAAAGAAGUUCCCUUAGGAGGUGAUUAAUUCAGAUGUAAGAAAUCAGAAAUUUGUACAUGCUAUUCAUAGAACAAUAGUUACUCAUCCAAACAAAGAAAAAAGAGAACAAUAAUUGCCUAGCCUCA